AGAGUUCAGCUGCACGUGUGACUUCAGUGUGCAGACUAUUGUUGAAAUACCAGAUUGUCAUUCACUACUGCAGCUCCUCUGCAGUCGAUUUCCAUAAGGAAAGAACCGCCAAGAUGUCCUCCCUCGAAGCGAAAGGCGGGCCAUCAUGGAGGAACACACUCGAAAAACACGACGCAGAUAAAACAAGGACCAGAGCAGCACUGUUCCUCUUUCCCCAGACUGGAAAACACCCCCUUCUGCCGCAACCUGGAUUCUCAUGAAGAGGUUUACGUUUGGCGGAAUCCCAACAGGGACGGGAAAAUGCCGACCUACAACAGAGUCCACCGAGCUGGCUUGCCUCAGCCCCAGUGAGGGACGAGAGAUCAUCCAAGAGGGGCCCCUCUUCCACUGCAAACUGAAUCGAUGGGAGAAAAGGCCCUCUAGUGUGUAAAUCCUUGCUACAGCCAAUAACAGGGACUCCUAUAACCACAAAAACCAAACCAUCAACUCUAGACCACGGGAGAACCACAUUCUACUGUGUAACUUCCUGUUACACGCUACAACUGCGACUCCUAUGUUCUAAAACUCACCUUCGCCGUGUCCCUGAAGUCACCUCAUGCAACCUUCCCAUGCACCGGCAACUGAGGAAACAACAGUGACCGCCAGAAUCCACCAGGAAAUAGUCUUGUAGGCGUGAAGCACAUUUGCCACCCUUACAAGGGCCUCCAGCGUAACAGCUAGUUUUACGAAAGGACAUGCAGCAAAACUUCCCGCGGGAAAGUUCUCGGGUUCAGGCCCUAAUGAAGUACACUUGACACCUUCAGGCUCUCUGCCUUCCGUGAGUGUGUAUUUGGAAGAGAGAACUUUCUUUUCAGUCAGGUUCAUCCCGAAACCUAUUGCUCACCGUGUUGUUCAUGGCGCGAGUUAGCGCUUUGUACCCGGGGACAUCGCAGCACCACCUGUUCUGCAGGAUAUGUGCAGUCAACUUGCGUCGGUGUCUCUGUCAUCGCCAUCUGUUAAAUACGGAAUCUAACCUGACAUGAACCAUUCUCUUCGCCAACCCAUGAAAUUAAACACCUUGGAUAGUGCUUAACUACGACAGUGGUAUUAGGUUCAGCGGUGUGGAGCUGAGUUCUGGAACAACGGCACCAAAGCUGCAGCAGAAGAGUAGGCCGCUCCGAAAUCUGACGACCGCGACAAAGGUAUCACGCUUUGUUUGGUAACGUGCGAUGGCCACGGACGCAUAAGGUCUUUUCACAGGGUUCUCUUAAGGAGUUGCUCCCCGGGAAACAGCUCACCCUCAGUUUCGUAUCCUGUGAGCGCGUGUCACCGAAACUCUGAAAGUUCGGACAAAUCCGCGAGACGCAUCAGUUGUGGAAAACCCUGUCGCGCAAAUGUACAUAGAUGGGGCCAAGACAUCACAAUCACAUGCUGAGACUGACUGCACAUCUGUAUCCAUUGACUAAUAUGCCCCAGCACUGAGCGUCCUACGCCCUGCAGAAGAAUCCCUGUUCUACGUCAAUACGUCGGGGCCAGAAAAACCACUCUUGUAGGCCUUCUUGGUAGUAAAAGCCUUCGAAGUCGCGUUCAGUAUACCAUUCCCUGUUAAGUCCGUGUUGAUGGCUGAAGGAGAGGGGGGGACAAGACCCUUUAUUCACCCUUGCCGGGAGUUGCUUCCGGUUCAAUAGCUUGGCGCCACAGAGUUGAGGGCAGGCCGGCAAGUUCGCUAGGAGAUUCCCUGUGGAAUUCCGAUCCUUUUAGCUGUUCGCAUGUCAACGGGUACAUGUUCUGGGCUGUCGGAUCCCUGUGAAUGAGGGUGCAGUACGAACAACGGCGAAAUCGCAGGAUGGGUGGCAGUGUUGAGUUACAUCGAAGUCUGGAAGGAUCAACCGGUUGGACCACGUUGACGCCCGGAUCGCUGCCGCCACCCCACCACAUGGUGUCGAAUUUCGAAAAGCCAGUUCCACAUGAACGAAAUAGUUCUCUAAAUACUCACAAAGGAACUAACUACCCUGCUUCACGAAAACGUUCCAGAGAACGAAAGCGCGACCGAAUGAAGUAACGGCGGGCGGGCGCUACGCUACGGCCAGCGAAGCUGGCACGUUCACCCACUCCCACGCUAGACGAGCGGAGCUGUACUCCUGUUUGCGCAACGACUGUAUACGGAGGAGCCAGCGGUUUCAUUGUGCCGUCGUCGACGCAACCGGCUUACGUUUAAAAGGGCAUGCGCGUCUCGGGUGAACCAGCCAUUCCUUUCACUACAUAAUACACAUCUCCCUCCCGCAGAUAUACUGCGUUCCAAACAUAAAAACAUAUGCAGAAGCAGAUGCUGUGAGCGUCAACAGAGGGGCCAUGGUCGGCUCCCUCACUGAAUUGACUGUAGUUCCAGAAACUGUAUUUCGCGACGGACACUUGCGCGAAUAGCGGUGUGCAUCGCACACAACACCGAAGAGGCGCCGGUCAACAGGAAGUUAGUGGCGCGUUGCGUAGUAAUCCUUGUUUAGUUAAACCGUACGGAGCAAACUGCUUUCGUAACAACAGAGCCUGUGUUCUCUCCUGACGCCACAGUGUAGGGCAUUUCUUGUGCCCACGUGAAUCGACACGUCGUGAUGUGACAGCCGUCAAUCCACGUUUGGAUCUGCACGCUGACGUGAGUGUUGCACCUGAGGAUAGCCUCUAAGCAUGUCCAGCACCUUUGAAAUGAAUGCCGAAUAGAGAGAGUCCGCUCCGGAACCUUUGGAAAAAACGUAUGUGCGAGCUUUACCAGUGAACACUUUGGCGCAUUUUGCGGGACCCACUGAAUGCAGAGAACAGAGUGGCAGUGCUGUGCUGGCCAGUUGGCUGCACACUGCAUCCUGUUGGUAGGAAUGUACAUUCUCUGGCUGUUUGCUUGUAUUCUUUGCUUCUCUGAGUUCGGCCUCGAUAGGGCGGUCCCGCCCCUUCCAACUGAGGUUCCGGAGAACAGAAGACCAAAGAAGUCGGUUCCGCUGGGUGAGCGCGCAUUCCAACUUCACUAAUUCAGGCGAAGUGCAUUCGCUUCAAGCUGUGUGCCCGUCUAGCUUUGCCUGCAUCGAUUGCUCAAUAACGCGGAGUGAACCGUGUAGACGCACUCUUAGGCCACGCGUUCCCCGUUUGGUUCAGCGUUACAGCUCAUAGCGCUGGUGGAAAUCAAGAAGUCAAAGCGCUUCAGCAAUUUGAAACCCGGAUCUGUGGGCAUUGCAACACAUCAGGUAAAGAAUCGGAGUCGUAUUCAGUAUCCUAGGUACUAUACUGUCACUGUUUAUCUGACCUGAGUUAUACCAGUGUGAGCGAGUCAGGUACAGACAACCAAGUUCCUUGCGACUGCGGUACACCACCACCCUACUGGACUGGUUAAGACAGCUGACGGUGGUGGAUGUCAAUGCGCUACCCGCAUAUGAGACAGCUUCAAUACCGAGUGCUGGAGGAUUGGCUGUUGAUUGUUUAAGCCCAUUGUUUCAUUCGCUAGUCCACACUGAAAUCAAACAUCCCCAGAGAUCCAUCAAAACUGGGGGGGACAGUCUAGCACCCCCUGUCGUCGACUGCCGACAGCGGAACAAUGGGGACAGAAAAAAUUGAGAAUACCAGCAGUCUCGUGUAUCACUCACGCGCACUGACUAGAAUCGGGAUUCCGUCGUCCGCGAGGCUGCUCCAAAACAAUAUUUCCCGGUCGGCCAUACACCAGUAGUAAAAACUCUUAUUCCUAGAGUCAGGCACUCUGUCAGUUAUACACACUUUUCUCGCAGACUUAGCGUUUGUUGAAGGUAUGAGUCAACCAUGUCACGACAUAGCGGGUCGUACAUCGAACACUACCGGACGCUGGGGGCUGGUCGAUCGAUCUAGGGAACACACAAAUCGCCCCUUUUCUUAAUGCGGAAACAAAAUGAGCAAUCAAAAGAACGGUGUAGGAGAGCCGUAUUUAUUACAGAAGUACAGCUUCUCUCUCCAGGCGCGGGGAUCAAUGGCCCCCGUGCACCGAGCAUGCUCGAUUCAGUUAUCGAUGCAGCAGCUCUAGAUCACGAUUCCAGCCCACACGAAACGCCCGUUUCAUUAUUAUCGUUCUACUAUUAGCUCUGCAUGAAUUGAAAGUUUACUCCUUUCCAGCGCACAACACACGUUUUUUCUCAAUUGUUUACUUUCCUUUCGUGUCGUACCAAAUUUUGCGCUUUUGGCCCUAUUUCCCAUCUUCACAAAUCCAGAAAAAUGAAGCUCGUUUUUCCUGCCGUUUGCGUCGUGGCUCUGUCGUCGGAGACGUUGCUCAAACUAGCGUUGGGGAACCCUGGAGUGCCUCCUGUGCCAUCAUGCCCACCGGGUUUUUCGUUGGAACAAAGAGGAUGCGUGAGGUCCAGACAAGUUCCACCCAUUAUGCGGUGCGCGAAAAAGUCGGUUUUGGCGGGAAACGAAUGCGUGACAACUGAGUUUGCUCCCAGCAUCGAGGUCUGCCCUGAGGGCUUCAUCGAGAAGAACCGCAAGUGCCGGAGAGUCGUAAACGCCCAACCGCAGCUGGGCUGUAAACCGGGGUUUACCCUUCAGAACGGCGGCGACUGCAUCCGAGUCACAGAAGACGACAUUAUCACGCGAUGCCCCCCUAAGAGCAAGCACACAAGCAAGGGAUGUGUGACCGUGGAGAAACUCGAUGUCGUUCCCAGCUGUCCACGAGGCUACGAGCUAAAGAAGAAUGCGUGUAUCAUGACUCAGAAUAUCGAACCAGUGCCUUCUUGUCCUCAAGGAUUCGCCUUCGAAAGUGGCGCGUGCGUCCGCACGGGUGCAGUGCCGCCUAGAGUCUCGUGCCCUAGAGGGUACAAACGACAAGACAACGGAUGUGUACUCUUCGAGAAGCACGACCUCGAAGCCUUCUGCCGGGAUGGGGAAUAUGACGGGAAAAAACACUGCCGGAAAACUACGACGCAGCCAGCGCUUCCGCACUGCCCUGCUGGGUUCUCGUUCCAGAACGGAGAGUGCGUCCGAGUCCAGGAGGACAUUGCUAGGUUGGAGUGUGGUAAAGGAUUUACCCUGCAUGAGGACAGGUGUGUGAAGGAGGUGACGGUCGCGGCGGAACUUCAGUGUCCGCCCGGUGCGACGUUGAUGAAAGACAAAUGCGCGAUUUUGACAAGCGAGAAACCUGCGGUUACGUGUCCAGAUAAGUUUAUAAUGGCGGACGGGGUGUGCAAAAGCGCAGACGUGCGACCUGCUGAGUUUGUCUGCCCCAAGGGCUAUACAAUGGACAGAGGCACUGGGGGCUGCGUCCGGUCUACCACAGCAAAACCUGCCCUUUCGUGUGAGCGUGGUGAACUGAAAAAAGGCGAGUGUUCGAUGAUCCAGACUGUUCCCGCAGAAACCGCCUGCAUCUUGGGCGGAGCGCUGACCCCUGACGGAUGUGUGUUCAUCGACACGGCGCCUCUCAGCCACCGAUGUGGUGCAAAUUUCAAAAUGGACAUCAAGGGUCAGUGCGCGACAGUCGAGACGAUCGACCCCGAACACAUUUGCCCCCCCGGCUUUGCUCCCUCCGGAACCAAAAAAGCCACAUGUGAAAGGUUUCUGACUUCACCGGCGGCGAUCAAGUGCCCUGCAGGCUUCGAGCCUGCCGGCACCAAGUGCAUGAAAACGGCGCGCAUCCAAGCCAUCGCCUCUUGCCCCCACGGGUUUGUUUUCCACGAAGGGGCGUGCAUCCCGUACAAAGCCAACGGCAAAAAGAAGCUCUAGGACGCGAAGAGCUGUCAGCUACCCUCCGAACUAUCUGUAUCUACAACAGUGUGCAAAUACACGGCAGGUGUCCAGUUUGUGUCUUUGGGGAGUUGAGUCCCGAAUCAAGCGUUUUUCGUGGAUCGCAUUUUCCUAAUAAUUGUCCCGGG
This is a messenger RNA of Toxoplasma gondii ME49, 5849 nucleotides long. It is a transcript of the gene OWP1, whose product is annotated as oocyst wall protein OWP1. The coding region runs from base 4201 to 5700 and encodes 499 amino acids. NCBI's taxonomy places the organism in Eukaryota, Apicomplexa, Conoidasida, Eucoccidiorida, Sarcocystidae. The record is from RefSeq and is a predicted model, not a curated record. The transcript is spliced from 4 exons.